CAAUAAUAAUUAAGGAAUCGAAAGUCCAGCUCUCUAUAUCUCUUCUUCUUCGUCCCAGUGGCUCAACCCAAAUAUCUCGAUGAUAUUGCUCACGAAUUACACAUUUAUUUUUAAUUCAAUCAAUUCAACGAUCGAUCAGUGACUUUAAGAAUCUGAUUCCUAUACUCAAUCCUAGGAUUUUGAAGCAUAAAGUUCUUUAAUUGGAUCCAUCAUGUUUAGUCGGAUUUUUGGCAAACCGAAGCAAGAGCCUAAUGCUCUCACGACUUUGGAUAAGUUAAAUGAGACACUUGAAAUGCUUGAGAAAAAAGAGAAAGUUCUACAGAAGAAAGCAUCUGCAGAGAUUGAAAAGGCCAAGGAAUUCACUAAAGCAAAGAAUAAGCGUGCGGCUAUACAAUGUUUAAAGAGGAAACGUCUUUAUGAACAACAAAUUGAGCAACUUGGCAAUUUCCAGUUACGUAUCCACGAUCAGAUGAUAUUGUUGGAAGGUGCUAAGGCCACUACAGAGACUGUAGAUGCUUUGAGAAGUGGGGCUGCUGCAAUGAAGGCAAUGCAAAAGGCUACGAAUAUUGAUGACGUUGACAAGACAAUGGACGAAAUAAAUGAGCAAACUGAAAAUAUGAAGCUGAUUCAAGAGGCAUUAGCAACACCCAUUGGUGCUGCUGCCGACUUUGAUGAGGAUGAGCUAGAAGCAGAGCUGGAAGAACUGGAAGGAGCUGAAUUGGAAGAACAGCUUCUUCAGCCUGCUACUACCGCUCCUGCAGCUCCAAUACGUGUUCCAGCAGCCCGUGUGCCUCAAAAGCAGCGUACAGCUGAGGAAGAUGAGUUGGCAGCAUUGCAGGCAGAAAUGGCUCUUUGAAAAGCUUCUUCCUCCUGAAAGCCUUGAAUAAUAUUCAAUUUACGAAUCAGCUGGCUAAAAUUGUGCUUCUUCCUCCUGAAAGCCUUGAAUAAUAUUCAAUUUACGAAUCAGCUGGCUAAAAUGUGUCGUAUGAAUCCUCCAGCUGCUAGCUUAUAAUCAUUUGUCUAUAAUCCACAUGAGUGUCAAGACUUCUAUUUGAAAUGGUUAAUUCCUUAUUGAAAACACUGGUUUAUUGAAGGUUGAUGUUGUUGUUUGUGUCCUGGCUUAUUGAAAUGUUUGUUUGGACCAUACAAGAGAGUAAGCUUGUUUAGGCUACGUUGUUUUAGUAAAUAAUUGAACAUAUUUGGUUAGUGAUUUUUUGUCAAUUCUUUUGCACAAUGAUAGUACAACUAUCCUCA
Molecule: messenger RNA, 1254 nt
Organism: Impatiens glandulifera
Lineage: Eukaryota; Viridiplantae; Streptophyta; Magnoliopsida; Ericales; Balsaminaceae
Product: vacuolar protein sorting-associated protein 32 homolog 2-like
Exons: 7
Coding region: 212-856 (214 amino acids)
Biological process (GO): late endosome to vacuole transport via multivesicular body sorting pathway; vesicle budding from membrane
Cellular component (GO): ESCRT III complex; cytoplasmic side of plasma membrane; multivesicular body
Source: RefSeq, a predicted model, not a curated record